Molecule: messenger RNA, 4590 nt
Organism: Hippoglossus stenolepis (Pacific halibut)
Lineage: Eukaryota; Metazoa; Chordata; Actinopteri; Pleuronectiformes; Pleuronectidae
Gene: haspin
Product: histone H3 associated protein kinase
Exons: 16
Coding region: 326-4195 (1289 amino acids)
Biological process (GO): intracellular signal transduction; mitotic cell cycle; protein phosphorylation
Cellular component (GO): nucleus; cytoplasm
Molecular function (GO): histone H3T3 kinase activity; ATP binding
Source: RefSeq, a predicted model, not a curated record
CGGUAGGUGGCGCUGUGUCGUCACAAGCACCGGUCGUUGACCAAUCAUUGACGCAUCCGGUGGUUUGAACAAUAAGCGGGUCCGGCCCAUUCACGCCGCAAAAAUAAUGAAGGAGACACAAAAGAAGAUUUAUUUCGCUAAAAACCAUGGCGGCGGAUUUAAAACGGUUGUUUAGUUAGGCCGAGUUACGGUGAAUUUAGUCAGUCACUGUUUGCGAGUUGUUCAGUGUCGUUUGGUUAGCACAGUUAGCAUAGCCUUAGCAUAGUUCUCGUCUGGGUGAGUAACACCAGUGUCUCUUGGCUCCGUUAUAGUUGAGACUUCAAACAUGAAGCCGGUCAAGUCGUUGUUUCUGAAGACGUACGGUAAACAGCGGAGAAAACUGCCCGCGUGGAUUUCACCUGAAAACCGCAAACGGGUCUUCGACAGCACCGACUCCACAGACGGUGACAUCUCCGUGUUUGAACCCGCAAAACCUGCGAGGACAAGAGAGAGGAGCACUAGUGUUGCAAGUCGUAGAGGAGCUCGUGCUGCCAAGAAAAAGGCCAUGCUAUGUCUGACAGAGAAGACCUGUGAUGAAGAGAAUUUCAACAACGAGGAGAACAUCGUCAUCCCCUCUCCUCCUCAUCCUCAGGCGCCUCAGCAGAGCGAGACGACAAGAGGGAAGAAGACUCGUGGUUGCAGUGGUAGAGUUCAUCCUGCCAAGAGAAAAGCUGUGUCCUCUCUGACAGACAACAGCAGUGACGAGGAGAACAUCGGCAGGCCUUUUCCUCAGUGCCCUCAGCCUGCUCAGCAGAGCAAGACAACCAGGAAAAGCCAGCUCACGUCUGUUCCAGGAGUUUUGAUCAGGCAGAAACGGCAGCAGGUUCCAGUGACCAGCGAGAGUGAAGAAGACUCGAGGGUUCACCAUCGUUCUGUGGGCCGCUUUGUAACUCGUCGCAGAUGUGGAGCUGUUGUCAAACCCAAACUCCAAAAAACUAUUGUCAGUAUACUUAACUCUUCAGAUGACUUCACUUCUGGAGCCAUUCGUUCCAAUGGUACCCGUCAGCAUAGGAAGAGGAGGAAGGUCCCUCCAGCGCGUUUGGUGUCGAGUGCGGAGAACUCAGUGAAUGAUGCAGGGACUUUCAGCUUUGCCACCAGCCCCCUCCGAGAGAUAUCCCUCAAUGAGUCGGCAGAUCGCAGUGUCGGACCUUCCCCCAGAAACCCCAUCUUUUGCUCUACUCCCUCAGCAGGAUCCUUCAGCAAACAUCCCCACCUUAAACCCAUCCCCAUUAAUGAUAAGUCCUCCUCUCCUCCAUCUAUGUCAGUGAGCUCUACAUGUGUCAUCAGCACAUUUAAGGAAGAUUUGAAUUCACCAGGGCAGCCUGUCUCUGAACCAUAUUCUGCACCAUCCACUGGACUCCACUCUGAGGGGAAGCUGCUGUCAAGCCUUGGUGAGCAAGUACCACACCUGCAUCACCACGAAGAGCUGUCUGGUGAUGUGUUAAUGGAACACACAAGCACAAACAAGAGGAGCAGCUGUAGCGAGGACGCUAAAAGCUACAGUGAAAAUUCAAAGACAAAGAAUGGCGAUGAAUUAUCAAGUUUAAUUCACCUUUCUUCAGGCAGUGAGAACAGCUGCGAGUUUGUGUCAGCAGCAGGAGGGCUGGAGUGGCUGAUAGAGGCUCUGAAGGAGCAAUGUUUGACCAAGCUCUGCACAGUGCAGCUGGAGAGAUUAGACAUCCUAACCAUGACUCAGCUCUGCAGUGAAACAACCUACUCAUCCUGUUUGGAACUUUUGAGCUCAGAUGACGAUCCACUGUCAGUGGACAGCAGUCAAACUCCAGCAUUUGAUCUCCAUUUGUCAGUGACUGACAAUACAACCAGAGAUCAUUUAGAGUUGAUAAAUAGCUUUGAGUCCACUGGACAGGCAGUAUCAGUGACUGACACUGCAUCAGUUGCCCGCGAGCAGCCGCCUGAAUGCUCAUCAGCAUCAGUGUUUUAUGAUGAAUCUACCCAAAACACCGAGAGCAGUGUUGAUUUUAUUAUGGACACACAAUUACGAGCCAACGGCCCUGUGAAAACACUGUUUACUGAAGAGAAAGCUGCGGCAGUAAAGGACACAUGUCUUGCAAAGAAGUGCACCAUUCAGCUUGAAAUAUUGUCCUUGCCACAAAUGACAAAGCAGGAGGAGUCACCUUUGACUUGUAAUAAUAUGUCUGAUAGUUUAGAUGCAGUCAGGUCUGAAAAUGACUACACGCAUAACAUUGAUGACCCAGAAGAUCUCACGUGUUCAGGAGAUGCCACCGAGGGAAUGACGGUGUCUGAUAGACGGUCAAUAAACAGCAGCCGCCGUCCAGUCGCUCAUACACAGUCCAGUGAUCCAGAAACAGAAGAAAAGGCCGCGGUUAUCUCAAUGCUGAAGGAGAAAUGUCUAUCUGUCAAACCCGCUGUUGAGAUAAAGAGAUUAACUUUAUCACAGUUGAGACACAAAAAGCGUAAAUCAUCCUCGGCCAUGUCCGACCCAGCCAGUGAUGAACAGAUAAAGAACGACCACCAGUCUGUAAGUGAUGCUAAUCUCUGUCACGGAAACACUUAUCUGAAAGUCAGUAGGAAAAAGUGGAGCUCGACCAGCUCUGAAGACAAGAUUUACUCAGACAAAGAAGUGGUAAAGAGCUCCUGUGACGUUCUGCCCAAAAGAAAAAAGUUGUCUCUGGCUCCGAGAGACAAGAAAAUGAGAAGCACUUCCACAGACCAACCUGGGACCACGAGGAAGGCGUGUGUGAGCGGCCUGAGUGUGAGUCGUUGGAAAAACAAAAGCAGCACACACACAAGGGCAGGCGAAGUGAAGCCUGUGGACUGCAGCAUCAACGAGCUGAUCUCCACAAAACACAAACAGCAGAGGGAGCUUGGAACAGUCAUGAAUUUCUCCACCCCGGUGAAAGCGAACCCGCUCAACCUCUCAUCUCUGCUGGCUGACUUCACACCAAACACACACACCUGGAGCCGACUCAAGGCCGCCCUCUCGGUUCAUCGCAAAGUGCAUCUCACUCCGAGGAGUUUACAUCUGUCUCCGGGGCGGACGGCUCUAGCAGAGCUCAGCCAGGAUCUCUUUGCCACACCCUUUCGGACGCUGCUCCCCAAACACCUCCAGUCACAGCUGUGCCAUGACACUCCGUGUGAGGACACAGAUCUGUCGGAUGCAGAGAAGGUGUAUGCUGAGUGUGGCCAGAAGCACCCUCUGCCCUGGGAGGACAGUAUUCUCCCUCACCGUAUGAAACGCUGUGUUAAGAUCGGGGAGGGAACCUUUGGCGAAGUCUUUUCCACCACCAACGCCUCAGGGGACACAGUUGCUCUCAAAAUAAUUCCAGUAGAGGGCAGUGAGAAGGUGAACGGAGAGACCCAGAAGAUCUUUGGAGAGAUUCUCCAUGAGAUUAUAAUCUCAAAGGAGCUGAGCAGCCUGAAAGAGAAGAAACAAAACCAGACUCACGGCUUUAUUGGACUCAAUGAUCUCCACUGCGUUCGAGGCUGUUACCCUCCUGAUUUCCUGAAUGCUUGGGACAAAUUUGACCAACAGAAAGGCUCCGAGAAUGACAGACCAGAUUUCUUUGAGAAGGAUCAGUUGUUCUUAAUCCUGGAGUUUGAGUUCGGAGGCGUCGAUCUCGAGAACAGCAAUGGAACGCUUGCAUCUUUGGGAGUGGCGAAGAGCAUCCUUCAUCAGGUGACUGCCGCCUUGGCUGUUGCUGAGGAGGAGCUACACUUUGAACACAGGGACCUUCACUGGGGCAACGUGUUGGUCAAAACAACCAAGCAGAAGACAGGGAGCUUCCUCCUGAACGGAACGGCCCACUCUCUGGAAACCAAAGGGGUGCUGGUCCGCAUCAUUGACUACUCCCUCUCCAGGCUAGAAAUCGAUGAUCUGACGGUUUCCUGUGACAUCUCAAAGGACGAGGAGCUUUUCAUGGGCCAGGGAGAUUACCAGUUUGAUAUCUACAGGCUGAUGAGACAGGAGAAUGGAAACAACUGGAGCAACUUCCACCCCCAUACCAACGUGCUGUGGCUCCACUACCUGUGCUCCAAGCUACUAUCCAUGAAGUACCGCAGCUCGGGAGGGAGGGGAGCCAAGGACAUUCGAGCAGCGCUCACUCGUUUCUAUGACAACGUCCUCCAGUAUAGCUCCGCCACCGAGGCACUACAAACCUGCCCCAUGUUUCAGUAGCACUGAACACAUGAAGUGUGAGGACGCUCAACCACUGAGUUUUCUUUUAGUGUUUAGGAGGUAGAAUGUAUGCGGGUCGUCGAUAGUCGACUUCCUUCAGCUGCCCACUCGCCCUUCAUGAUCUCUGAUAUGUAAAGUCGAUUAUUGAUUUCCUUUGUAACACAAUGACUGAUGGAGGUCACUUAAUGUAUAAUGUAACUGUCAUUCCACAAAGGUGGUUAAAAUGACCAUGUGAAAAUUGUGACUACAUCUGACUACAAGGUAUAAAUAAGUGUUUGACUAUUAUGUUUGAGAAAUACUAAAAUGUAUUUUGUCAGCAAUUCAUGCACAUAAUAAAUGACUGUAUGCCUUAUUGUUUGUUUUCCAUCACUAUUAAAAAAUCAGACUGUUUAAAA